Messenger RNA from Monomorium pharaonis (pharaoh ant), 7763 nucleotides. RefSeq names its product brefeldin A-inhibited guanine nucleotide-exchange protein 3. The record is from RefSeq and is a predicted model, not a curated record. Gene Ontology annotation, biological process: regulation of ARF protein signal transduction. Bases 138 to 6767 code for a protein of 2209 amino acids. The transcript has 22 exons. Gene Ontology annotation, molecular function: guanyl-nucleotide exchange factor activity. Lineage: Eukaryota; Metazoa; Arthropoda; Insecta; Hymenoptera; Formicidae.
CGGCAUCUCUCUUCGUGGGCAAUAUCUUUUUACGUUCCUGCGAGUAGUGCGCAUGUAUAAGCGAAGCAUGGCCGGUGCAUCGGCACUCCCUUGUGUUAUCGAUCAGUCGCGUGGUAGCGGUUGUAGCCCGCCGUGUCAUGGAGGAUCUCCUGCUGCAGAUCAUAAGGGAGUCGAACAAUGCGAGGCUACAGAAUUUACGAAAGUCGGCGCAGGAGGCGCACGAUUUUCUGGAGAAGCAGCAAGGCUUGCUGCGAGAUCCGCCGCACGAGCUGCGCGCGAAAUGUCUACAUACGUUUCAGCUAGCACUGGAGAGCAACAGAAGCAAGUUCGUCGCUUUUGGACUUGCGGGAUUGCACAAAAUGUUAAGAGACGACAGAUUCCAAUCACCGUACGAGCCAGAAGAUGAUUCGUUAUGGCUGCCUGCACAAAUGUUGCACGCCAUGAGCUCCAUCGUCUCGCAGUCCGAUGACACACAGACGGAUAUGCUCAAAGUCUUACUGCAAGUCGCUUGCUCUCCUUAUUGGACUAUGAACGGCCGCUUGAUUAUCGCUAUACUGACUACUUGUUGCGAGGCGUUCGAGAAUGGCAAUCAGGCUGUGCGUACAGCCGCGCAGGCUGCAACCAGUCAAACGUUGCGAUCGUUCUGCCUGUUCUUAGACGAGGAGUGCCAGGAGAUGGACGAGAACGCCAAGCGGAACAAGAAUGUGCGCGAGCGAGGUGUCUCGUGCUUCAACGAGGCGCUGCCGAUCCUGCAGUACAUCUGCAGCAAGCUGGACGAGGCACAGAAGAAAUCUUGUUCCAGUAACGGCAGAAACGGCAGCACCGUGGUCUUCCUACUGGAAUGCUUGCACACGCUCAUAUCGUCGCUACCGCAGAAGAUUCAUACUAACGCACACUUUACGACUUUCUUAUGGCAGAAGUUCUGCCCCGCCUUGAUAGCCUUUCUGGGCACUCCCCGCGUAGAUAAGACCUUUACCUCCCGGGAGGGAAAGGAGAACGAGAUUGGCAGAGGUUCCGGGUACUUGGCCACGUCGUUGAGUUUCGACAGUCAUCAGGCUAAAACUGUUUACAGCAUUGGCACGGAAUUAGUGAGAUUAGUAGGAUGCGUCGGCCCGUUGCGGCCAGUUUUGGAAUCGGUGUUCCACAGAAUGUUGCUAUAUCCACCGCCGCAGCAGCGUUUAGAACCCUUGAAAGCAUUGAAGGAAUUGUUGCGCAGUCCCAGUCGCAUGGUUGAUUUUGCUGGACCGUUGCUCGUGGAAGAAGAUCGAUCGAGCCAUAUACAAAGUGACAUGGCAUUGAUGAGACUAGCCAUGGACUCGAUAGAAGAAUCGACAACGGGUGGACUGGCUAUUUUGCACGCGAGUGUCUCUUGCGUAGUCGCAAUGCUGUCGGCGCUUCAAGAUCUUUGCGAGGGCAAGGCCAUUAAUCAUAAUUAUACAUGCACAAUUAAUAGUUUGUAUGAAAAUUUGGAAUCCUGUGAUUAUCGUGGACCUCUGACUUAUCAGAGCAUGGCACGAUUACCAAAAACAUAUAGAGAACAAUUGGAGUUAAUGAAAAAAGGUAUGGGCUCGGAUUCCGACUCAUCCGGACAUGGGCCAUCAGAAGAUGGCGAUUCAACGGACACUGAAGGUCCGCAAAACGAAUCAGAUGAGAUUCAAGAAAAUAGUCUUGACGACAACGAUUGCACAACGGAGAAUGAAUACGAGAAAAUGAGAUUGAAAAAGUUGCCAAAGUGUCUUCACGUGGGUCGACAAGUGGCCGAUGAAUGUAACGUGGACGUAGAAAGACACAAUGCCAGGCGAUUUGUGAAAACGCUUAGAUCCGAUCUCAUACCAAGGGUUCUCACCUUGCGAAGUAAUAUAGAAGUGGACGAGGCGUUGCAAAAUUUUGCAUCUGAAUACUGUCAAGGGGUGUUUGUAGCUCAACAAAAAAUGCAGGGACAAACUGACACUAGCACAGAUUCAUGUGCAUUAAUCACGAUUAUGAACGCUGAUGGAAUUUAUCUGGCGACGUAUGCAGCAUUGCUUCUCAAUUUGAAACUAAUCCAAAUAAAUUAUUAUCAUGAGGAAGGUCGGCAAAUUCCAAUCAGCGAGGAGCGAUUUGUGGAGGAGGUGCAUGGAUCGGGUGUACUGGUUUAUCUCUCAGCGACAUGGCUCUCCGAAUUGUAUCAACAAGUUCUCGCAUGCAAUUUACUCGAGAAGUGUGGUUACAAUCCUAACUCCUCGGAGAACAAUGCAUUGGCCAACGUUCUCACGGACGUGGACGGUAUACCCGGCAGUCACAGAGGCGGACAAUUGCUUUCUGAUUACAUAAGAUUGGAACGGGCCCAGCUUUCUCGAAGUGAGCCAACUCCGGAAGCGGAGGCUGGUGCAAAACUCUCCCGGAGAGUGCUGACUUGCUGCUGGGGCAGUAUGAUGACGGUUCUCACGACGGGGCUGAAUCCUCCUAAGGAGGAAACGAAUAAGGGCAUACUAAACAGAGACGGUGGUAGAAGAGGAGUCAGAGACACGGUCGUCUUGGCGCUUGAGGGUCUUCACAAGGCUGCCACGUUGAGCAACGUACUCGGUUUGCAGAACCGCUGCGGCUCCAUCUUUGCCCUUCUCGCAAAGGCCGCUUGCACGGAGCAAUCCAUUUCGAAGAUUACUCGCAAGAAGGACGUUCUUCGACUUAAAUUGCAGAAUAAAGCGACGAAUCUUCAUACGUCUCACGCGCUCAGUAUGGAUGUGCUUCUGGGAAGAGGUUUGGAAUUGGGUAGUCACGGUAGCGACUGCUGGCCGCACGUUUUCACGUGUUGCCUGUACGUGAGCAAGCUGGAACAUGACUUUUUCGGAAGGAAUCAAAAUCCAUCACUGCCCAAGGCCUCUCAGAAGAAAGAAAAGAAGGAUGCUGCAAAUGGCGAUGCCAAGAAUGGCCAAGACAGGCUUCGAUUGAAUUUCAACAUUGUCGAUGACGAGGAAUCUUGCGUGGACGUUUAUAGCUUCCUUUCGAGUCCCUACACGCAAAAUCCAACCACGGACACGAUUCCGGAGAUUAUUCAAGAAUCGAACGCCGACAGCCAGUUCAAUGGGAUUUUACCAGCGGAUUAUGCCGCCAAGAUUAUUUGCGUGCUAUCGCAGCAAGUCGAUAGACUUUUCGAGGAUGCGGCACUCAAAUUGAAUCUCAGAGCGCUCUGCUCGUUUCUUACGGCCCUCUGUAAAGCCAGCAAGGCGCAAUUGUUCAAGACCACCGAUGGCUGUAAAGACAAUAAGAGGUUUUGGUGGAGACGAAGUAAGCCGAGAGAGAACGAGAUGAACGUGCUGCUUUUGGCUCGUUUAGGCGAAGUUAUGUUGAAAUGUGUAAAGAGCGGCAGACCUUUGAUACAUAUAAUGGGGGUAUGGACUAUUUUGGGACCACACUUCAUGGAGGCGGCUUGUCACGAGGACCGUAGCAUUUCGAAGAAGGCCGUGCAAUGCAUUCACGAUUCCAUGGCGGCUUUGCUAAACGAACAAAUAGAACUUCCACAUUUCCAUUUUAACGAGGCGCUCUUCAAGCCUUUCGAGAAUCUUUUGUGCCUCGAACUCUGCGACAGCGACGUGCAGGAUCAAAUUGUCAGUUGCAUCUGCGAGUUCGUUGAGACGAACCGUACGGAGAUACGUUCGGGUUGGCGUCCGCUUUUCGGCGCCCUCCGAGUGGCGUCGGUCAACAAUUCGGACUCGGUGGAAUCGGCGCCCUUGUUAGAAGUUUUCAGAGUCUUCCUCUCGACGGACAACACACUGGUCUUUGCUAACGCCGCCCUGGACUGCAUCCUGUGCCUGCUGAAACACGUGAGGGGCAUCGGCGACAACGAGGCCCAAUCCGAGGAGACCGAGGGCGUCGACAGCGCGGAAUCGCGAAGGAUGCGGCUCUGCGUGGAGAGCCUGAAGUACCUGUUGAGCUGCAGCGACAUCCUCUCGUCGAUGUAUCGAAUGCCGGCCUGCCCGAUCUUUCAUUCCGCGCAGCGGAUUCAGGUCUCCACGAUACCGCAAUACGUGGACCCGAUCAUUCCGAAUCUCGAGCUGACCAGGUUCGACAAGCACAUCGAGACGAUGCAGGAGAUGAUCCCGGAGAAGUCGUACGACGCGCUGGCGCCGCUGAUCGACAAGGACGCCCAUCCUAUCGCCACGUUGCAGAGCAUGGACAAGCCGAGCGGUAUCCUCAGGGUCUGGUACAUCCUCAUCGAGGGUCUGGCGAGCGCGACUAUGAUCUGCCCGAAGCGUUAUCAGCCGCACACCUUGGAAACUCUGUUCCACCUGCUGCGCGACAUCCUGAACGUACCCGGGCCGGCGUUCGGCCUCUACUGCGUUAAUCACCUGCUGUUGCCCAUGGUGCAAAACUGGCUGAGGAAAACCUCCAAGAUCUUCCGCGGAUGGGACAACUUCGCGCCCAAUUUCAAACAGUGCUGCGGCCUCACGACGGACCUCGUGGUCGAUUACUUGACGCAUCUGCAAGGUCCAGAGGUCGUCAGAAACGAUGCCUAUUUACCCGCGACGACGCUGAUGUUGAAACAGCUUUUGCUAGUGAUGGCGGAAUGCGUGGUGCAGCCCACGGAGAGCAUAGCUCGUCUCGGCUGCGCUUGCAUCAGGCAUGUCCUAGUGAGCAGCGGGCCACUCCUGACCCCGGAACAAUGGGAGGUCUGCGGUGUCGCGUGCUACCGCGCCUGUUCGAAUUCGUUGCAGGAGCUGCACCAGCUGACCAUGGCUUUCUCGCCGAGAUCGGAAUCCUUUUACGGGGACGUCGCCCAGGUGAAGGUCGCGGCGCGCCGAGACGCGACACCGGAAGAGACGGAACGGUUGCGGCAACUCGCCGCUCAGGUGUUCCUCCUGGAGGAACAAACGCGGCUCGAAGACGCUUCGCGGUCAUCUGACGAAAGGUCGUACGUGUUCCUUUUGUAUCCUCCUGCUGUAGCCGCUACUCUCAAUCCCGAUCUUUACAUCGUUAGAGUCCAGUUGCGUGCAUUGGUAGUCGGACUUUUGGUACAUCAGAUGCUGCUUCAUUGCAUCGCGAGUGUGCUUCUUCAAGGUGCCGGCUCCUCAAUUUCGAGUUUGUCUCACGUGAUCCCGCAUUCGACGCCAUGCAGUUCGCCUAAUCCUAACGUAAAACGGGGUUACCUCUCUCAUCUGAGUCCGCAUCACGUGGAGAUUUUCCUUUCUGCCCUGGACUUCUCGUAUGUCGCUGCGCUGAAGUUCGAUUGCCGACCCGGCCUGAAAUUCUUGGUGCAAAAGGUGGCGAAUCUCGAGCAACCAGCUAAUCUGUAUCGCCAAGCGGCCGCCGCCUGGACCAUUAAGCUUAUCACCCUGUUUGAGCUGUGCUUGCAAGAGGUAGAGGAGCUUCACGCGACUCUGGAGCUGGUGAAGACCAUUUUGGGUACGGGGCUGAGCGACAGGGAGUGUGUCUACGACAUCAAGCAUCGAAAACUCAACAAGUAUCUGCGGCAACUCCGUACGACUUUCGACGAGCUUUGCGAGACUUACGUCGAGGUAGUUCUCGACGAGGACGGCAGAUACACCAAGGUCGACAGUUUCGCCGAGAGGAAGAUAUUUUUGCUGGUGGCCCAGCCUGACGAUUUUCCCGAGAUUACUAGGAAGGAGCCCAUUGACGAUCGGCUUGUCACCAGUACUCCAGCCUUCGCCGAGUCGGAGAAAGAAGAUUCCAAUAUCCGUCGGGAUCAUCAGUCGCCGGGCGGCGACGAGGAGGAUGAUCAGGAUGAUCCAGAUGUGUACAAUCCAAAUUUGGACGACGAGAGCGGUUUGGAGGAGCUUGGUGCUGAGAGCGAAAACGAUCCGAGACCCUUCAGAUUAUCGGAUCUGGCUGCGGAAUAUUCAACUGAUUCCGGUCCACAGUCCGAACCGGAAACUGACGACUCCAGACCGGUGUCGAGACUGGGAUCGGUGACGGAGAGGAUUGUCUACCUCGAUCGAUCUGGCGGAACCUCCAGCGAGGGUUACAUCGACGCCAAGUACAAUGCCGCGACUCCGGCGCCUCCCAAGAUGACGUACUCUCGUGACGAUUUCUCGUACAAUUUGGAUUCACAUUGGAAAACGGGGUCGAUUUCUACGAGAACUUCCAUGGCUGAUAUGAAAAUUCGUAAUUCGUUUUCCGAUGAAGGCUUUUUAUAUCAAAAAUCAUACCCGGAAAGGCGCGGUAGUGACGUGGGUCCAUUGUCCAGGCGGAAAUCCUUGACGUUCAUCAUGGCGGCAGAUCUCGAGAAUGAAGACAAGUCCUUACCAGUCGAUCCCGUGGAUUCCCGAUCGAAAUCGGUGAUGGAACUGUGCCGAACACCCGCUUGGACGAUGUCUGCUGAUUCCUUCAAGGAGUCCCGCGAACCGGAAGAAAAUAUUAAAGAAGAGGACAAGAAGAAUUCAAAAUCUUCACAGAUCCUCGACAAUAUAGAUGAAUUACUGCGCGAUUAUGAACGUAGUAAGCGUGGCUUUAGGACAAAUCCCUUUUUGCGGGAUGAGGAAGAGACGCCUACAGUCGAGAGUCAACCGGUCGUUAAUCAGGAAGUACAAAUUCAGAGGCGAACCGUUAAUAAAGACAGCGAGGCUCAUAGGAAAGCUUGGGCAGACACUUUGAGCAUUGCAUUGGAAUGGGCUUUAGCUUUACCAGACGAACAAUUGGCGCCGUUGCUUCCGGUUUUCGUACGUGGCGUGCGAAUAUUGACCAGGCAUGCCGUAGAUCAGAGCUUGAAACAACGUCUCUCGGCUCUCUUUCAUCGUAUCGCUGUGCUUUAUGGAUUGACAAAUAAUUGAUAGCGAGUUUAGAUACGUGCGUUGAUCGCAGCCUUAGUUAUAAGACUUUUUAAAGGACAAAGAAAGAAUAAUUUAACAUGCUUGACUUACUUUUUUCAAGUUUUUUAUCAUUAGUAUGAUAGACGCGCAAAAUCGAAAGAAGAAAUAGGAAGAAGACGUAGAAUCUAUCGAUAUAUACUUUAUUCGUAACUUUCGAUCAAAUUAAGACAUGCUCCUCGACACAAGUAAAUUGAAUUCGAAAAAGAAAAGAACACACGAUGUUUCCGUUAUCAUUAUUUCUAUCUUUUCCGUAUACAUCGACGCGACGACACGUCGGAGACAAGGAUUUUAUUUACGAUCCAUUUCGCAUGCACAUCUCCCGAUUCUCAUUUUAUGCUCCUUGCGUCUAACUGUAGUUUGCGGUCCGGUCAUAGUGCCGGGUGUAUCGGAUUUUUGCUUCCAGCGCGUAAAGCUUGAAAACACGAGCGACAAAUGAAAGGUGUCUCGCGACGGACGCGACACAAGUGAUGCGGUGGCGCUCCUCUGUUCACUUAUCAAGAUCUCUAAGGGGCGGAAUAUAUUAUCAUUUCUUGCGCAGUUUCCUUUGCUACUAUAGACUAUUUUUUCUUUAGAACCGAAGAGACAGAGCAAAGGAGAUUUUGAAAGGGAUUAUAUAUAUUCCUUGCAAUGAGUAUUAUAUUUUAUUACAUAACGUAAUAUUUUUGGCAUGAGUCUAAUUGAGAUAAUAGUAAUGUAAUAUAACAUUUUAUAUUACACAUUCCGUACGCAUAGGUGAUGUUAUUUGUUAAUAUAAUUUAUUUCCCUCGGUUUGUAAUUGACUGACCGUAGAGAUUAUAACUGAAACGUUGAUGUAUAUAUCAGAUAUUAUCUGUUUAUUAUCAGAUAUCCCUGAUGUUUCUCUACGUAUGGUAUAUUCCAUAAAUGUUGUAAAUGUUGUUGAACAUCAGAUGGUUUAAAUGGAAAGAUUAAUAAUUGAUAAUAAAAUGUGCCUAUGUA